Tetranychus urticae (two-spotted spider mite) is the source of this 2725-nucleotide messenger RNA. RefSeq lists its product as uncharacterized. Lineage: Eukaryota; Metazoa; Arthropoda; Arachnida; Trombidiformes; Tetranychidae. The record is from RefSeq and is a predicted model, not a curated record.
AAAUUAAACACAAGUGAAGAUAGUGAGGAACACAUUAAUUUUCACAAAAACCAUUUCCACUUUCAAAAACGUAGAUACCAACUGCGUUUAGUUCGGCCACUUUAUUUUGCUCCGUCUCCUUGUGCUUAUUCAAAGUGUAGUGCUUUACUUUUGCAACACAAAACAUCACUUCGUCCUCUCUCUUUUUUUUGUUGUUUGUCAAACAUCGUAAUUUAUCAAAUAAUACUCUCAUAAUGACGACAAUCCGGAUACUUUUGGUUAUUUCCAUGUUGGCCACUGUUGCCCCUGCCGCAGUAAAACGCGAUGAAUUUGGAGGUGCAAGUCCUUCUGCUGAGCAUCCAAACACCAGUUCAGGUCAAAACUAUCAAUCAGGUACCUCAGGUUCAUCCCCACAAAACAUGUAUUACUAUUAUUAUCCAGUUCAAGACAAGGGGAAGGAACAUGGAUACCAGGCCAGUUCAUCUAACCAGUUUACAAGCUCAGUGACACCAGGUAACGGUAAUUCGGGUUCUAGUGAGUCCGGUUCUCCUCAUACAUCUGCCCUGGAGACACCGACAAGUGGCCAAGAUUUAAGCUACUCAGCUCAAGAUCUCAGUUAUUCAGCACAAAAUCUUGGACAGGCUGGAAACUUGGGUCAAACUGGUAGUGCUGGUGAUUAUUCAAACCAAGCAGGUUCAUCUAACUAUGAUCAAUUGAGUAACAUUGCCAGUCAACUUCAACAAUAUGGUUUUGGAUCAAGUUCACCAGGCAAUUCAGCUUUUGCACCAGGCAGUCCAGGAUACUCUCCAUCUGGUUCAUCUUACCAUACAGGAAACAGCUACACCUUGAAUAGCGAUGGUAGUGGUUCAGGUUACUCUACUAGCUCUUCUUCUGGACCCAGCGCUUCAUCCUUCCCCGGUACUGGAAGUGAUGCCUCAGGCCCUUACUCACAGUCAGGACCAGUUCCAGGUUUUACUGGACCCGCUGCUUCAGGUGCCCCAGGCGGAUAUGGUGGACAACCAGGUUCCAUCCCAUACGGUUCACAACCCGGUUACGGUUACCAAUCACACGGAGGUUAUGAUGCUUACCCAGCAGCUAGCAACCAACACGCUGCUUACGAGCCACCUGCAUCAGGCUACCGACGAUAUGGAAUCGGUUCAGCCAUCUUACCAAUCCUCGCUCUCGCUGGAUUAUCACUCCUCAUUCCAACUGUAACAUCUCUGUCCACAGCUGCCACUGGUCGUAAACGACGAUCCAUUGAUACACCAGCUAAAGAUACCGGUCUUGGAUCUUACUUCGAACGCCUUGACCGAUACUAUACUCUUUAUAAGACAGCUGUUGAGCGUGAAGAAUGUAUGAACCGAAUUCUUUGUGAGCUUGGUGACGCCAUGAGCACUGUCCGAGGAAAGUCAACCUUAUUUAACGUAAUGGAGAAAGUUGCUCCAACAUGGAUGAAUAAUAAGGUUGGUGCCCUUAAAAGUGGUGCUCUUUCACCUGAAUAUGGAAAAUGUAAAAAGUAUACUUGCCAGUAAAAUAUUUCAAACUUAAACCACCGCCAAAACAGUUUAGCAAGAUCACUUUUUUUUCAUAAAAUCACAAAUAAUUUGAAAAAAUGCGAAAAUAGGUCAUCUUUCACAAUGCGAACAAAUCUUAAAUCAAAUUUAUAAAACAAAACAAAACAACCCACCUAGGAAAAUUAAUAACAAAUUAAGGUAUUAAUCCUGGAAGGAAAAAAAAGCGAAUCGUAUAUACAAAUAAUAUUAAUUUAUCAAGCACAACCAAUUCCUACAUUUGUUUCACGAUGUGACAUCAAGGCAAAGAUUACGACCACUAUGAGCAGCCCAGCAAAUGACCACGAAAGCUACAAAAUUAAAAAUACAACAAAAAUAUUAUCAACAUUAACUAAUAAUAUAUAAAUAUAAAUGUAUACUUAUAAAUAAUAUAUCUGAUUGAAUAAAGAAAGAAAAACUAUGGAUCCAUCAAAGUAGGAUCCAAUUCCAACAAGACCAACCACCAAAAUGACCCCCAACAAACCCGUUAGGAUUAAGAACCACCUUAACUGCAAUAAUCAAAAUCUCCGUCACGAUACAAUAAGCCGAUCAACUCUUUUCUAGGUUACUCAAUAUGUCUUUGUCUUGUCUCAAUCAAGUGAUUGUCCCAAGUCAAUUUUGUUAUCGCUAUAUUUUUUUAAAUGAUUGGUUUACAACUUGGUUUCGCUAUUUGGCCCAUCAUCAUCAUCACCACCACCACUACUACCAUCAUCAACUAUGAAGAAAAAAUCAAGAGCAAAGAGGAAAUAUUAAAGAACAAGCAAAAAAUUAAACAAGGAAUUAUGGCUUAAAAAUUAAAAAAUAAAACGAUAACCCACCGGUAACAUCAAGCAUCAACGUCCCCUUCAAUUUCAAACAAAUUUCAAAUAAUGACCAAAUAAAUACAUAUCUUUUGGAUGUUGUUCAUGAUCAACAAGAUCAAGACAAAUUGUUGGCUUGAAAGGUGCCAGUCAGAAUUAUUUUCAUUUUCUCAUUCUUUACCUCUUUUUUUAUCCUCUUUCCCUUCUCUUCAUAUCUCAUGUUUUCCUUCUUUGACUUGUCCUUUUUUCUCGAUUGUUUCUUCUUGAUGGUCCAGUUUUUUAAAAAAACGGAGAUUAAAGGAGAAAACAAACACAAAAAUUUAUAAAAUGAUAUUAUAAUUAAUAAUAAUUAAGUAACAAAAGGCCAAAAUUAAAAAAGAAAAUAUUGAAAAAAAA